This is a messenger RNA of Microplitis mediator, 2719 nucleotides long. It is a transcript of the gene Sse, whose product is annotated as separin. Gene Ontology annotation, biological process: meiotic chromosome separation; proteolysis. NCBI's taxonomy places the organism in Eukaryota, Metazoa, Arthropoda, Insecta, Hymenoptera, Braconidae. The coding region runs from base 128 to 1966 and encodes 612 amino acids. Gene Ontology annotation, cellular component: nucleus; cytoplasm; centrosome. The record is from RefSeq and is a predicted model, not a curated record. Gene Ontology annotation, molecular function: cysteine-type endopeptidase activity. The transcript is spliced from 6 exons.
AUUAUAAUUUUUUUUUCCGUGAUCUGAUCAUAACAAACAAUCACAACACAUGUCACUUUAAUUUAAAUUGUUAAAUGUUUCCUUUCAUUGUUUAUUGUUAUUUAUUUUUUCAUAUUUAUGUUUAAAAAUGCCUUCAAGACAUGAUAAAAUUCGUCAAGUUUUGCGUGACUUUACUCUCGACACAGAACAACAUGAAAAAAUAUUAGAGAAAGUAAUUCCAGCUGAUAAUUCUUAUGACAAGGCUAAAGAUGAUUUAAAUAAACAUUUAAAAAGUUUGGCAAUUAAUACAGAGAGUGUUCAGCAUGAAGCUCUCAAUAAAAUGAUGGCUCUUUCUUUUUUUGCGGCUGGCGAAGAAGCGAAGGGAAUAAAUCAUUUAGUACAAGCUCAUGCUGUCAUUCAUAGGCAACAAAUAAAUUUUAGACAUAUUAAAUCUAAAAUACGAGAUCAAGUUUUCGCGUCAUCAACAAAUUAUGGUAUAAAUCCAGAGUAUGUAGAGUUUGAUGUUGAUUGUAUUGAUGGGCCUAAUUCAUUGAAAGCCAAACUGUCAGAACUUCCUAAUGAAUGGUACAUGAUACAAGUAACUAUUCAAUAUGAACCACCAAAAGUAUGUCAACCACCAGCAACUACUCAUCCAAUGCACGUAGUAAUUUUACCUACUGGUGAAAAUUCCUUCGAACCUUUUUGUAUAACUAUACCGAAACCUCCUACGAAUAUGUUUGAUAUUUGUAAAGAAAUUACAGAUUUAUUACAUAAAAAUAAAACUGAUUUAAGAGGCAAAUACACGAAUCAUAAUAUAUAUUGGAAAAUGAGAGCUAAACAAAAUACCACCAUGGAGAGUGCAGUUAAAGAAAUGGAAAAUAAUUGGUUACGAGAAUGGAGAAUAUUAUUUAUAGCAGAUCCACUGGUACCUUCAGAUUUAAUUAAAAGUCUGCAUGAUAUGAUUGAUAAAUUAAUAGCUGAUGAUUCUACUCAUGAACGAGUGUCUCCAAAAGUUAGAUGGUUGUUGAAAAAAAUUACCACAUGCUCUUACUGUUUAUCAAAAACAGAAAUAAAAAGAGCAAUUAAUUAUAUACUUGCAGAUAAUCAAAAACUUGCUAAAAAUAUUAUUUUAUCAAUCCAUGGAAGGCAAAAAGAAAUUACUAAACUUCGAAAUGAAAAGAGAAAGACAUUAGUCCUAGUUAUCGAUGAACAUAUGGACUACCUACCCUUUGAAGCAAUGAGUCUGUUAAAAAAACAACCCGUUACUCGAUUUUCAUGUGUUCAUUUAGCUUAUGCAAUGUUUAAAGAACAUGAAGAUACGAUAGAAGAAGGCUGUAAAGUUGUUGAUUAUCGUAAAGAAUUGUGUACUUUUAUUGUUAAUCCGGAAAAUAAUUUACCAAGGAUGGAAGCGCGUUUAAAACUAUUUUUAAAAUAUUGGCUGUCAGAUUGGAAAGGACUUUAUAAUAGAAGACCUGAUCAAGGUGAAUUUUCAGCAGCAUUAACAGAUCACAAUGUCCUUAUGUAUAAUGGUCACGGCAACGGUGUUCAAUUUUUUUCUGGAGAAGAAAUAGAACGUUUACGAGUCAACUCAACGGUCCUUUUGUUUGGUUGCUCUAGUGUAAGACUUGUGCCCGUUGGAGGACGUUUUCCACCUUAUGGAGUGUCAAAUCAAUAUUUAACAGCUUCUAGCCCAUGUAUUUUAGGAAUGCUUUGGGAAGUUACGGAUGGAGAUACUGAUAAAAUGACUGCUAGUUUCAUAAGUAAUUGGAUACCUUCUACAGCACCAAGACCUUGGUCUCAUGUUGAUACUGAACGAUGGAAUAAUGGUGAACUUAAGUUUAAAGGUGUCGUACAAACAUGUGAGUCUGAACAACUGCAAGAGCCAGAAUUGUUGCGAGCUUUUGCUAAAGCAAAAGAAGUUUGCUCGCAAUAUAUGACUUCAGCAGCAGCUGUUGUCAGAGGAUUGCCCAUUAAACUUAAGUAUUAGAUAGAAAUAUGAAAAAAAAAUAAUCUUUUUUUUUUAUAUAAAAGUGAUUUGAUUUAUCGUAAAAAUGGUAUAAACGUCAGUCAAACGAUUUUUGUAUAAAACAAAUAAUCAUCUUGCACAAAGGCUUGAUUGUCUUUUGUAAAUAAUUUUUAAACCUUAAGAUUUCACAAGCAAUAUAUUGUCACAUGAUAAUUUGUGGUUCAGGAACAGAUGUAGCAAUACUUUUAUGUGGAAGUACUUGGCCACCAUUGAUAUAUAACUCGUCUUUGACAAUAACAUCCUCACCAAGUACUGUAAUUCCUUCCAUUCGCACCCAUCGUCCGACAACACUUCUCCAUCCGACGAUACAUCUAGUCGAACAAAGAUAAAAUUAAUUUUAAAAAAUUAUAUAAUUUAAGAUAAUAAUUAUAUUUUAUGUUCAUUAUAAAGCAAUAAAGCUUUUUAAAUUAAGAAAAACUUACCCAUCAAGCCAAGCAUGUUCUUUCACAGUUGAAGAUUUUAAAAGAGUUGAACGUUUAAUACAACAACCAUCAGCUAAAGUAACACCAGGUCCAAUUGUAACAUUGGGACCUAUUCUACAGUCUUUACCAAUCUUUGCUGUUGGGUCUACAAGGACAUUGCCGACUACACCUUCGCCUGUGUAAAGUUUUUCUGGCGAUUUUUCUCUCAGUGAUGCAAGAUAUAAGCACAUACCUAAAAAAAAAAAAAAAAAAAAAAAAAAAAAAAAAAAAAAAAACAAUUGAUUAAAUAAAA